AAAUAAUUUGUAAAAUUCUUUUAUUUACAUUAUCUGGCAAUUUUCUAGCACAAUCAUAACAACUAACUUUAUAACUAAUAAAGUACCUACAUUUUUUUUAAUUUUCUACAAUACCCUCUUAAUCUCAUUUUCAUAUUGUGUUUUUAGUUUUUACCCCAUCUAAUCACAUCAGAUUCCCCUAGUAAAAGAAAAUCACAUUAGAUCAGAUUCAUUUAGAUUCCAGGGUCUCACUUGCUACUUGCCAAAAGGUAAUUUUUAUAUGGGAACACACCUAUGAAUAAGAUACAAAGAGAAAGACAUCUGCCCCCAUUACUCAAUAGUAUUUACUGUCGAGUUUCAAAAAAAAAAAAAAAAAGUAUUUACUGUCAUUACUGAAUAGGUAGGUAAGGCGAACAAAGAAGAAACAAAUAAUUGGUUGGAAAUGUAAUAAAUUCAUACCUGAAAAAACAAAUAAUUCAUUUCCGGGAUACGAUAUGGCUUUUCCUAUUUCCUAAUCAUUUCGUAUUAUUAUUUUUCCAUCGCCCGUCUCCUCUUUGCUUUGCUCCUCUUCCCUUCUCUCAUCACUUCCUUGUUCACCCCAACCAGCUCCUCUCUCUUCUAUAUUAUAUUAACAAAAUAUUUUAAAAACAGAAAAAAAAAGGGAAUCCACUUCGUGUUCCUCUCUGUGUUUUGGAGCUCAAUUCGGUCUCUCUUUUGUUCUCUCCUGCAAAAUCUUAUUUUAGCGAAAGAAAAUACAGGAAAUGGAAGAAAAAUCCAUCCUCCUUGUCUAGGGUUUUUUUCGAUUCGAUCUUCUGUCUGCUUUCUUUGAUUCAUCCUCCUCGCUAUCAAUAUCCAGUCCCUUCCCUUCCCUUCUCGUCGUCGUCUUCUUCUGAGUGAAUCGCUGAAGAGAGGACGAACACCUACUCUUGCUGCUUUUUUAUUAUCCCUGAUGGAUGAGAGCUUGCUCUGAUAACUUUCAGGUACGUCGGUGGUUGCUGCUCCGGAGGUGUUAUUCCAGCUUCUUGCAUGGUGUCAUAAAUUGUGGUUUAUGAUUCCAGGAUCAAUUUUGCAGUUAGCCGAUGUGAGAAUUAUGGACAGAGACACUGAGACUUUACUAGUGGAUUGGUUCAUUGGGCGUUUUUUUCAUUUUGCUACCCUUUCUUUAUCGGAAAAUUGAGCCUGAUCUUGCUGUUAUUGCGUAUGUUGAACUUGGGAGGUGAAGUAGGUAGAUGUCAGAGUUGGUGUCUUUUUUGGGAAUAAAUGCAGCUUUAGUUUGUAUAAGGAGCAAUCUGGUAUCUUGGUUGAUAGUGUUCAUGGGGUUCCUAGUGUUGAGGGUGUGUGGGAUCAGAAUAGGUUGCUGAGUGAUACUUGCUUGAGAGGUGGGAGAAUUUAGAGGAAGUGAGGAACCUGUGAUUUUUACCUUCUGAAUGUUGGGAGGCAGGUUUAUAUGCUUCUUUUGGCUACUUUCUAGCACGUCCUGAAUUAGUAUGUUUUCGGACGAAACCUAUUCACUUACAUUCUGGUUGAUGAGGGAUUCUUUUGCAAUACUGUAGGCAGUCGGUUUCAUAUCAAGCAUCAUCUGCAAGGUUUAUUUUUCUCACGCAUCGGAAGUUUCUUUAUUGGGAAUUGGAGCUUUUGAACGUAUGUGCGGUAGCAGAUUGCUGAAUAUAAUGGAGCACGGUUAGUACUUGGUACGAGGUACUUUCUCAGAGGUAGUUUGAGGCUCUAUAUUUGGCUUUAUGUCAAUAGCUGAUUGUAUGGCAAUAUUGUGUCUUUCAUGACGCUGUUCAUUUGUGAGGUUAACUUUUCUGCAAUUUCAUUUAUGCUUGCUCGUUCAGUUUUUUCGCUGGUUGCAUGAGUGGUAUAUAUUUACUGGGGGACUCUGACUGGAGAUGUUGCAGCGCUUAUUUUUCGAUAUGACCUUCAACUUGUGUUUCUGAUUACCUUACCCUAUCAUGUUGUAUAAAAUGGUUGCCCUCUGAUCAAUCUUUGUUAAUGUCAUGCUUUGAAAGUGAAAAUAGUGGUGUAGAUGGUUCAGCAGGAAUGCUAUGGGAUUCUAUCAGUUAAAUAAGAUGUUAUUGGCAAUAUUGGAAAAUGCUAUGUUUAUUUUUUCUACCAUGCCCAUCCCUCGUCUCUAAAUUUACAAGUAUGAAACUGAUUUCAUCCUGAUUGGUAUUGGUUCAUCUGAUUAUCUCUCCAGGAUCUUUGAUAAAUUUAUAUUGGGAGAAAGGUACUGCAGUUGGUGGUAACUGUUGGACAGGAAAACAUAUUUUCAGCCAUGCCUUCUCUCCAGCUAUUAAAAUUUACGGAGCAUGGCCGAGACCUUCUGGCUUCCAGAAGGUAUUUUACUCUGCUGCUUUUAUUUAGUUCUCUCUGCCUGCCUCCCCGGGAAAGCUGGAAUAUGUCUGGCACUUAUGAUUCUUGCCAAAUUGUCAUGUGCUUGCUUCGUGUGGGAAGUAUAUUGGCAUUCAUAUUUGCUGUCUUCAUCUUAUCAUCCAUUACAAGGUACUGAUUGAAGAGGGAACUUAAAGGACUCAAUGUAGAAGCAAAUUAACUCAGUGGUCGUUUGAUGAGGAAUUCUAACGGAUCAAUUUGACCCAAUUGUUUUGUUUUGAGACAAUCUGGCCAAGUCGAUCCAUUUGGCAGCACAAAAUUUAGAUGAAGCAAUUCUGCACGGGGAAUUACAAAUUGACUCGUUUUGAGGCAAUUACAAUUGUCUGGAGCGGGGCCAGACAAUUCAUAUUGACUCGUUUUAAGUGACUCAUUUUGUAAAAUGAGGCAAUUGGCCAUAUUGUCUCAUUUUUCAAUUGAUCAAUCCAAACGACCCCUCAUUUUCUCCUUUUGGCCCCUUUGGAUAAGCUUGGCAUGUUUUAGGGAAGUAGAUUGGCAUGGCCCCUGCAAUUGAAUUCAUUUUCUCGGUUUGAACUUUGAUUAAGGGGUUCAAUUUUGGUUGCUUUAACUUUAGUUCAACUGCAUUUCAAGUUAGCAUAUGCUACUUGGAUUAGGCUUUUGGAAUUGUCGUUGAUUUUUUUUUUUUUUUUUGGUGAUGUUCAGAAUUAAAAGAAUUCAUCUUCCCUAUUGAUACAGUGCUCCUUGAGAUAGGGAAAUAAUUUGGGAUCAUGUGUAACCGGAAUGAGUUGAAGUUCACUAGAUUUUGCAGGUUUUGUUCGUAACAUACUUAUGCUAGGUUUGAGAUGUUUUAGAUGUGUUUGGUUGUAAAAUGCUUCCCAGAGAGUGUUAAUAUGAAGGCUCAGUUCUUGGCUUUUGGGGGUGCUUGUAGAUUCAAAAGCUAAAACAAACACACUCGUGUGUUUGACCAAUCAAGGACCCCUGACACAAGAAAUUAUGGGUUGGAAGAUGUUUCCUGUUAUAGGCGAGCAAGGAGAAAUGACAGCAAAGUUGCCUCUCUGGAGACAACACCCUCCCCUUUCACUUUUAGGGUUUAGAUGAAUCUUGCCACUAGUUAUUUAUUUUUUGCUCAUGUUCCUUGAGCUUCUAAUGCUUGCAAAUUCAUCAAAUUUGAUCCUUUCCUUUCGGUCUCAUUCUCGUCCAUACAGGAAAUCUCUGUUGUUUGCUGCUGGUAUCUUGGUUGCUGGUGGAACUACUGCAUAUUUGCAGUCUCGUUCGAGGGUUAAAAAGUCCGAUUCAUUUGGUAAUUACAAUGGGCUCAACGAUGUUAAAGAAAAUUCAGAUAAGCUGCUUACAAAAGUCAAUAAUGCAAAGACGACCACGAAGCAAGGAGGUUUUAAAUCACUUAAAGUUCUAGCUGCUGUCCUUCUGUCUGAGAUGGGGAAAGUGGGAACAGCAGACCUCUUGGCUAUGAUAGCCAUUGCAGUAAGUCCUUUCUGUGCAUGUUUGCUUUGUUUGUUUCUGUUUGUGUUUCUUUCGAAGGUUUCCGUAUUUCUAAGUUGUUCUGGUUUUGUUUAUCUUGUAUAAACAUGUUAGGUGUGAAGACUUAUUUGUUUUGGGCAGCCACAUAGUUUCUUAAAGUAGUUGACGAAGAACUUUCUUUUCCUUUUUCUUUCCUCUUCUAUCCUUGAUUGCAGUUCCAUAUAUUCUCUUUAAGCACAAUAGUUUAUCAUUAUGACAUGUGCUAUUCCUGCAUUUUAUUUCUUGAAAUUGUGGAUCCAUAUUUGCAUAACCUCACUUGGGUUUCCUGGAACUUCCAUUUUGCUCAACAUUCCACGGUGUGUUAUGAUCUCAAGUUUAGUCAUUUUUGUGAAGCAGCACAUAUUCGUUACAAUUGAGGUUGCUCACCAUUAGAUUUGAGCAUGUCCAUUUUGACUAUCGAGUAUGUGGGUUCUUCUCAGGUGUUAAGGACUAGUUUGAGCAACAGACUUGCGAAAGUACAAGGAUUUCUGUUUCGUGCAGCUUUCCUCCGCCGUGUGCCAUUGUUUCUCCGACUAAUAUCAGAAAAUAUCUUACUCUGCUUCCUACUAUCAACCAUGCAUUCGACUUCAAAGUAUGUUACCGGGACAUUAAGCUUGUGUUUUAGAAAGAUACUGACAAAACUUAUCCAUACACAUUAUUUUGAGGUAUGUCCAGCUUUUGCUUGGUAAAAUAACAAGUUUCUUAUUCGAGUAAUUUUCAUUAAAUAUUUUCACAUAAUUGCUUUACUUCACUUUAUGAUUUUUCUGUUUUUCUGGUCUAUUCGUGCCUGUUUUCUGGCGUGUAUUUAAUUUGAUGCAAUAAGGCAAUUACUUCUAGGAUUGGGAGUUACUGACUCCAUAUAAGACAUUUGAUUUUCUGUUUACUCUGUGACGGGUUCCGAAUGUAUGUCUUUCAUCCUUUUCUGGGGUUUAUUAUAUCCAACAGAGAACUAGCAUUGUUACGUCCUGGUACUUCAGGUUUUGUUGAAGGCAUUCUGCUGCAUCUGGCUUUGAUCUAGGAUUGAUAAUCUUGUUACUAUGAUGAUACUACACAAUGUAUAGACACAUGUUGUUACUGUGCUUGGCAACCAUCAAUAAGAAUUAAGGUAACGAGUUCCAUGUAAGAAAGGAGGUCGAGAGGU
Messenger RNA from Linum trigynum, 4990 nucleotides. The record is from the annotation of a GenBank genome assembly. Lineage: Eukaryota; Viridiplantae; Streptophyta; Magnoliopsida; Malpighiales; Linaceae.